AUGGCUAGUGUGGAAGCGAUUGAAGAAUACUUGGAUGCUGUUGAAGAAUAUUUCUUCUCAUCUCUCUCUGUUGUUACUAAUGGCUUGCCCAACGUUCACGAGGCAGUCAAUCGUCUCUGGGUCGACAUCUCGCGUUAUGGUCCUGGCAUGCCUGCCUUUCCUGAUGUCCAUGUUCCUACUCUAGGAGACUUUCAAGUUCCCCCUCCUCCUCCACUCGUGCCAGAGCCUGUGCCUUCCUCUUGUAUUACUCGUUCAUUGGAAUGGGUCGGUAACCAUCCAUGGAAGGCGUCUGGCCUUGUUCUCGGCGUCCUAGGUGCUGGCUUUUUGGCUGGAUAUCACAGUACAGCAUCUACGAGGGUCGGACGUAGGUACAACCACAAAAAUGUCUCAACGUCGGAGCGGAAGCAGGUUGUCGUGAUUCUUGGCGGCGAUUCGCCCUAUGCCUUACCUCUUAUCCUCGAUCUUGAGCGGAAAGGCUUCAUAGUCAUUGCCAGUGUGGCCACCGUUGAAGGUGUCGAGACGCUUGAGCACCAAUGCAAGGGCUAUGUCAAGGCACUUGUGCUUGACCCUCACGAGCCAGAAAGCGUUCCAGUAUUUCUUCGCUCUCUUUCGUCUACCCUAUCCCGCCGGUUUCCCAUUACGUCUGCUGGGGACCCCUAUUCAUUACCCUCGACCCUCCCAUACAUUCACUCCGUCAUUUCUCUCCUCACGCUUUCCACCACCACACAACCUAUCCACGCUCCCUUUGAACACAUCUCAUUGCGUGAUGCUUAUCUGCCCUACCUCACCGCGACAAACAUCACUCCGUUGCAGACUAUCCAGGCCCUUCUGCCUCUCCUCCGCACAGUAUCGGCUCGCAGCCGUGACAAUGGCAAGAAAACGAUUAUUGUCUGCCUACCUACCAUCGAUGCACGUGUCGGGCUGCCAUUUGCUUCUGUUCAGGCCAUGAGUGCCGCCAGCACUUUGAGAGGAAUCGAAAUUCUCCGAAGAGAGAUCAGUAUUUCAGCAAUGACAGACAAAACCGAAUCUAUGAAGAACAUCAAAGUGGUUGUCGUUGACGUUGGCGCUUUCAAUAUUGGCACAUUCUCAAGUCCUCCAUCCCCAGAAGGCGUGUACAAAUCGAUGGAACACUGGACUGCUUCCGAAAAAAUAACUUACGGGCCUGCUUUUGCAUCUAUUUUGCAGGAGACGUCUCGUCCGAGGACACAGUGGGAGGUAGUAAAGUCUUCGUUCAAGAAUAGAAACCGAUAUGGCGUCCCGUUGCGUAAACCUGCGGACCUCUCCAUCUUUGUGUCCAGUAUCGUAGGAGUGGUAAGUGGUGGCCGUUUUGGCCCAACUUUAUUGGGCUUUGAGAUUGGACUCGGACGGGUGCGGAAUUGGAUUCGUGGCGAGAACUUCUCUGUUGGUGCAGGUGCAUAUACAUAUCGCAUGGCCUCCCAUCUGCCCUCUCUCCUCCUCGAUGGUCUUUUAAGCCUUCCACAUUUCCUCAUCUCAAUUCGAAACCGUCUUUUGCCUGCGCAACCCUUCCAACGGCCGACCGUUAAUACGUCGGUGCCUGAGGUUAAACCCCAGGACACGGGAGAUCCCCAUUUAUCUGACGAUAACGCUGAAUCUGCGAGUGUGUUUGAAACAAACUCAGAGCCCGACACUGAAGGGGACGAUGGUGGUGGAAGUUGGGUUAGUCUAAAAAAGGCACCAUCUGAAAAUUCAGUGAGCGUGGUGACCUGA
Molecule: messenger RNA, 1728 nt
Organism: Laccaria bicolor S238N-H82
Lineage: Eukaryota; Fungi; Basidiomycota; Agaricomycetes; Agaricales; Hydnangiaceae
Exons: 4
Coding region: 1-1728 (575 amino acids)
Source: RefSeq, a predicted model, not a curated record